AUGGUAAGCACAGGGACGCUGCUAGCUCUACUGGGCGGUUGUCUUGCGUCACUAGUCCCACUCCACUGUGCAAUGCUUGUGCUGGGCAUCGCAGCCCUGUACGCGUUGGUCUUGUGCCUCAGUUACGAGGCGGCGCGCGGACAAAGUCAAGCAGAGACUUUGUCCCUAAGUCCGACACCAGUCGAAGCACCGUAUUGCGCCAGCGUAACUGACAAAUAUGGGCAUAGUUUGGAUGUAUACGUUUCAGGCACGUCUGAAUAUGCGAUAGUGGAUGUGGAAAUCGGCGAGAGUGAGGUGGAGGAAGAGGAGGAGGCGGUGAACGAGGAGGAGGCAGCGAACAAGGAGGAGGAGGAGGCGGUGAACGAGGUAGAGGAAUCGGAUACGGAUGCGGAGACGGAGUCGGCCAUGGACUUCAAGGUGGUGACAAAUGCUUUAGGUGUCAUGGAUAGCGAUGAUGAUGACUCGACACCACGUGAUUAUGAAAGGGUUGUGGGUGGUUUGCUUUAA
Messenger RNA from Mesocestoides corti, 507 nucleotides. The record is from the annotation of a GenBank genome assembly. NCBI's taxonomy places the organism in Eukaryota, Metazoa, Platyhelminthes, Cestoda, Cyclophyllidea, Mesocestoididae.